Molecule: messenger RNA, 2438 nt
Organism: Halteromyces radiatus
Lineage: Eukaryota; Fungi; Mucoromycota; Mucoromycetes; Mucorales; Cunninghamellaceae
Product: fungal-specific transcription factor domain-containing protein
Exons: 9
Coding region: 102-2438 (778 amino acids)
Biological process (GO): regulation of DNA-templated transcription; DNA-templated transcription
Cellular component (GO): nucleus
Molecular function (GO): DNA-binding transcription factor activity, RNA polymerase II-specific; DNA binding; zinc ion binding
Source: RefSeq, a predicted model, not a curated record
ACUUUCAUAUCAUUAAAGUCACCUUUUUCCUUAUCUCUCUUGUUUUUUUUUUAUUAAUUUAUAAUCGAACAUUGGACAAACGAUCUCGUCUUUUACAUACCAUGGAUCAGUUUACCCAACGAAACGUUUCGGACGAUGAACCAUCUGAUUACUAUAUUUUGAAAUCUGGGAAAAAACGUGAACGAGCCACUCAAGCUUGUUCUCCUUGUCGAAAAAAGAAGAAAAAAUGUGAUGGUGCCAAACCCAACUGUCGAAAUUGUACCGAAGCUGGAUUAGAAUGUGGUUAUGCAGAAUGCAAGCGACGUGGACCUAGAAAAGGAUAUGUACAACUUUUGGAAGAACGUUUGGCUUUAUUGGAAAGAAGGUUGACAGGUAUGCCUCCUUCUUCAACAGGUAGACCAACAAUAACAGCAACAACAAAACAAGGUUCAAGAUUAUAUGCGAAUUCAAGUGUUACAGGCAUGAUGAUACCACAAACUGAAUUAAAUGGGGGUUCUUUAGAUGAUGUCACUAUGCCCUCAGAAGAAGUAGUGCUUCAUCUAGUGGAUUUUUUUUUCAAAUACAUCAAUUCAAUAUUUCCUUUGAUACAUCAUCAUACUCUUGUACAAUCUAUCAAGGAUGGAACUAUUUCACAACCUUUAUUAUGGAGUGUCAUGGCAAUUGGAGCAAGAUUUUCGGAUCAUCCCGAUAUCAAGACAGAUCCUCCUUAUUGGGCUGGUGAAAAGUUUGCUAGAAAGGCCGGAUCAUUAAUCAAUAACGAUUUAUUUGAACCUACUGUACCUAAUUUACAAUUCUGGGGUGUUAUGGCAUGUCUCGAAUAUGGUCGAGCUGCUGGUUCUAGAGCAUGGAUAUACGGUGGGCUUGCUGCAAGAUUAUGCUUUGAAUUGGGAUUUCACAAGGAAGAAACUAUAAGAUCACCUAUUUACAAGAAGGAUGGAACAUUGGAUCGUGUAGCAAUGUUGAUGCGACGACGGAUUUUUUGGAGUUGUUUCAAUAUCGACAAAUAUGGAAGUGCUGGUAAUUCAAGACCCCAAUUUUUCGGUAAAGGUGAUUACGACGUGGGACUUCCAGAUGAUGAAUCCUUGGCGUUAUUGAAUCCAGAAUCUCAAAAUGUCACAGUAAACUACAAACCAGUGACAACAGACUCGUUGGCCUCAUUUAUUAAGCACUACCUCUCAUUGAUGGAAUUAUUUGGUGACGUUAUCAAAGGAUUACAACGGGCAAAAAGCAAUCAAGGAAAAGCAAUUUGGCCACCUAUGGAUGAAUUCGAUCAGCUCAAUGAUGAUCUUCAAGCAUGGAAACACAAUUUACCUCCUCACAUGGAUUUUUCUUUGGACAAUUUAGAUUAUCACUUGGAACGGGCAAGCAGAGGUAAAAUCAAUCAUUAUCUUUGUGCACAUGUGAUUUGGAGAACCUUGGUAUUGGCUCUUCACCGUGGUAGUUUGGCUUAUGUGGAUAAAAAAGACGACGAUACAAACAACAUGGCAUCUUCUUUCUCUCAACAUACAUGGGAACGAAUUCAAUAUAGUGUCAACAUGUGUAAACAAGUAGUCAAUGAUGUUAUGCCAGUGUUCAGAGCUAUGAAGGAUAUAUGUGGUGUUAAUGUGAUUCCUUAUAUGGGCUACUCUUCCUACAUGUUUGCUACUAUUUUGAUGACCUCGGCUUUUACAAAAACAGAAGAACAACACCGAAAAGGGACCAAAGGACUUCUUUUAUUAUAUGAUAUGAUUGAGCUGUUGCGACCUUACUGGCCUGUAUGUGAACGAUUAUCGAUUACUACCCGUGAUUUGAUUGUAUCUCAUAGUAGAAUGUAUGAAUAUUCCCAGGAGACACAUCAUAAACGAACACAUUACGAAGUACCAUUAUCGCCAAAACAAGAACCCAUUGUACGUCCACCAUCAUUUACUUCAUAUUCAUCUGGAUCAUCAUCAGCAGUAGCAACACCAUCAUCAACAAUCUCACCCAUUGCACCAGCAUCUUCAUUAUCAAAUACUUCAACACUUUUAUCCAACACGAUAGAUAUGACUACUGCUGCUCCAUUCGCUGGUGCAGAUCCUUUUACGGCAUCUGGUACUAUUGACUUCAACAGUAGUGCAUUCUUAUACGAUACAGGAUUAUUUGGACAAAUCAUGUUUGACGAAACCAAGUUUAUGAAUAAUAUGACCAACAACAACAACAACAACAACUCGACAAUGCCAUCGAUCUAUGGAAUACAACAACCUAUGGCUUACAACAAUGAUAACAAUAAUAUUGGGCAUACUGGAGGAGGCAAUAACAACACUAAAAAUGGGAAUCAAGGUCAAUCGUCGCCAGCUACAAUAUCAACAUCACCUACUUCAUAUAUACCAUCACAACCAUCUCAAUCACCUCAACAACAACAACCUUCUACAUCACAGUAUGGAAAACGUAUAUGGAACAAUAUCUGGCAGACAACAUGA